Molecule: messenger RNA, 5867 nt
Organism: Manis pentadactyla (Chinese pangolin)
Lineage: Eukaryota; Metazoa; Chordata; Mammalia; Pholidota; Manidae
Gene: ZNF74
Product: zinc finger protein 74
Exons: 5
Coding region: 155-2164 (669 amino acids)
Biological process (GO): regulation of DNA-templated transcription
Source: RefSeq, a predicted model, not a curated record
GCCUCUGGGGGCGCAGGGGCCUCCGCGCGCGUGACUGUGCGGCCGGGAGGCUGUGCGAUCCCGCGGGGCUCCCCUGCGGGCCGUCCCUGAGCCCCAGGAGCAGGACCCGCUGCUCUGGGCCGGGCCUGGUCCCCGGAGCGCUGCCGAGGGCGCCAUGGAGACCCCUGCCCCGAAGCCCCAGGAGACAGCUCUGCCCUCUCAGGACCCUGUACUUCCCUUCAAAGAGAAUCCAGAGGACACGUGGGGUCAGGGUCUCCUGGAAGCCAAGUCCGAGGAGCUGGUGACUUUCAAGGAUGUGGCUGUGGACUUUACCCAGGAGGAGUGGGGCCAGCUGGACUCGCCUCAGCGGGCCCUGUACCGCGACGUGAUGCUGGAGAACUACCGGAACCUCCUUGCCCUGGCAGGGCCUCCAGUCUGCAAGCCGGACGUGAUCUCCCACCUGGAACGAGGCGAGGAGCCCUGGCAGGCGCCUAGAGAAGCCCCUGGAGGGGCGUGUCCAGACCGGGAGCCCAGGCUGGGGCUGAAGGAGGAGUUGGCUGAGCAGCGGGGCGUUUGCAAGGAAGAGCUGGCUCAGGAGCUGGGCACCGGGCAGCUGGGCAGGUCCUGGCUCCACAGCCGUGCUCCAGGCGGUGGGCCUGCCUGGGAGGGCCCAGCUGCUGCUCCAUCCCGAGGCAAGGCUGUGCUCUGGAAGCGGGCACCCACCAGCUGUGCAGAUGCAUCUGCGAACUGCUACCAGCAGGGACACAAGGCAUUUGAGGAGGAUGCUCCCUCCAGGUGCCCCCUCUUGGCCCAGCCAAGUGUUCCCACAGAAGCCGACUCUCCUGAUGGACGUGUGGAGAAUAUGCAGCCCAGAGAGGCAGGAGCGAAGCACCAGAUGACGUGCAUAGCCAGGAACUCCUGCAAGUCCAGCAGACAUGGAAAAUACCCGCCAGGGAGCACGCAGCAGGGUGCAGGCCCCGGGGAGGGUCUUUUUGUGUGUGGGGAGUGUGGGAAAGCCUUCCACCAGAGCACUUCCCUCACCCUGCACAGGCGCUGGCAUGCGCGUGAGAAAGCCUACAAGUGCAGCGAGUGUGGUAAGGCCUUCACCUGGAGUACCAACCUCAUUGAGCACCAGCGGAUCCACACAGGUGAGAAACCUUUCUUCUGCGUCGAGUGUGGGAAAGCCUUCAGCUGCCACUCAUCGCUGAAUGUGCACCACCGGAUCCACACAGGUGAGAGGCCUUACAAGUGCAGUGCCUGUGAGAAGGCCUUCAGCUGCAGCUCACUGCUUAACAUGCACCUCCGGGUGCACACGGGCGAGAAGCCCUACAAGUGCAGUGAAUGUGGCAAGGCCUUCAACCAGAGGACACACCUGACACGCCACCACAGGAUCCACACGGGCGAGAAGCCCUACAAGUGUGAUGCAUGCGGCAAGGCCUUCACGUGCCACUCAUCCCUGACCGUGCACGAGAAGAUCCACAAUGGCGAGAAGCCGUUUAAAUGCUCUUACUGCGAGAAGGCCUUCAACAACCGCUCACGCCUCACCCUGCACCAGCGGAUCCACACUGGGGAGAAGCCCUUCAAGUGCAGCGACUGUGGGAAGGGUUUCAGCUGCCACUCCUACCUAGUGGUGCACCAGAGGAUCCACAGCGGGGAGAAGCCCUUCAAGUGCAACGAAUGUGGCAAGGCCUUCAGCUCCCACUCCUACCUCAUCGUGCACCAGCGGAUCCACACUGGGGAGAAGCCUUUCGACUGCAGCCGCUGCUGGAAGGCCUUCAGCUGCCACUCAUCCCUCAUUGUGCACCAGCGGAUCCACACGGGCGAGAAGCCCUACAAGUGCAGGGAGUGUGGCAAAGCCUUCAGCCAGAACCACUGUCUCAUUAAACAUCAGAAAAUCCACUCUGGGGAGAAGUCAUUUAAAUGCAAUGAGUGUGGUGAAGUGUUCAGCUGGAGUGCUCACCUUGCCGAGCAUCAGAGGACGCACAGCGAGGAGAAGCCCUUUGCCAUCCAGUUCAACAAGCACCUGCUGAGCACCUACUACAUGCCUGGCAGCCUGCUGGGCACAGAGGACACAGGUGUUGGCAGCGUGGACCCAAUGAAUGCCCUGGACAUGGCAGAGCUCCUGUGCGUGGUUCCGCCCUCAGCCAGCAGGAAUUUCCCCCUGGGCAGCAAGCCCGGAAACUGAGGUGGCGAGCUGUGGUGCAGCUCCUCCUUGCCCAGAAGGCACAGCGGCUCACCUGCAGACCACGCAGAUCUCUGCAGGCCAGGAAGCUCCUUUCCACCCAUGUGUUUCUCCAUGCACCGGGGCACCUCUCUUAGGUAGAGGUCGGCGGCUCCUCAGAUGGGUUCCUGGCUUGAUUUUGAUCAGGAAUGCUUCCGGUACACCUUUGCUUAGAGUGAUAAUUUUAAAAAAAUAAGGAUUAUGAACAAUAUUACUUCCAAGUGAACGUUAUAUUCCAGGAGGGGAGAGUAAUCUUGGAUGUAGAGGAGGGAAAAUGAAUUUCUAGAGUCACCUCCUUUAAGCAGGUCCCCUGCAGAGUCGUUCAUUAAUGACUGCCACCCAGCACGGUCCAGCAUCAGCGCAGCCAGGUCCUGACAUGCCGGCAUCCUGCCUGGCUGCCCAAUCCUAGGUGGGAAAUAGCACACAGGCAGCUGCCCAGGCUUCCAGGUGCGGUGCCAAGGUAGAUGUAUUUAGAACCAGCCUUUGUCCCAGCUGGGGAGGCUGCCUGCAGGGCCCCUCUGGUCACUGUUCAGCUCAGCCCAGCCCAGCCCCCGGGGAGGAAUCCCUUCCCCAUCCCAUGCCUUCUGCAGGGGUAGAGGCGAUGUUCUUCCAGAAUCGUUAUUUCUACUCAGUUCUAAGCAAGUACAUGCCUUCUCAGCGAUGAUCCUUUACAUGCAUAAAGGGUGCUGCAGCUCAUGAAAAGCUGUUCAGUAUACCUUUUAAACUAUGGAGGCAAAAUAACCACAUUGGAAAUGUGGAAUUAAGGGGGAAAAGGCCCAUGACUCUUAAUAAAACUGCAUUUUGCACUUUGAUGCAUUGCCUUCUCUUUUCAUCAUGCAUUUUUACAUUAGUUUAAACAUAGUGUAUAUAUCAUUUUAAUCUUUUCUUUUUCUACUUAGCUGCAGAAUGGAAUUUUUUCCCAAGUAACCUGUCUUUGGAGUUUAAACUCCAGAUGGAGGUGUGGUAUUCUAUGAGAUAUUCUUUUGUUAGGUGUUGAAGUUAUUCUCAGUAUUACAAAUCAUUUGUAGAACAUCUUUUUGCGUUCUACUUCAUUUUCUUAGAGAAGAUUUGUAGAAGGGGAAAUUUUGAGAUAAAGGAAAUGAACUGCUUAAGGAAUCACCUUAGUAUGCUUUUGCUUAUGUGUCUCAUGGACAUCAGGCCGCAGUAGACGGCAGGCAGGCAGGAGCAUCCCCUACAGAUCCAGAGACAGGCACCGUUCGAAGCUGGGUGUCCAGACAGCCUCUGUGCAGGACGUGGAGACAACUCGGUGAUGAUCCCGGACGUCAGCCACUCCGCUGCAGCCCUCCGGUGUGUCUGCGAGCCGGCCUCAUGUUACGUGGUCUCCAGGGCCACGUGGCAGUCACGAGCCCUUCUUUCAUGACAGGAAAAGUGCCCUUCACAGGCGCAUUAGUAAAGGACAAAUAUGAUCUGGCUUGAUUCAUUAUCAUCAUCCUCAUUUUUCUGCUCACUUUAAGAGUUAAAAUACAAACAGCUCUGUGGGCUGUGGGUACUGUGCCCUCUGCCCUGCAGUGCCUGAAUAUACCCAGCUGAGGGCGACGCCUCGUUACUUCACACCACUGAUGAUUAACAAGGUUGAAUAUUGACGUGUUAUUAUUUGUCUUUCUUCUUGAAAAUAAUUUGAAUAUACACUUGGCCCCUUCUUUGGAGUCUUGAUGUUUUUCUUUUAUUUACAUAUGAAUUUUUUCUGAUUAUAUGAAUGUUUGUGUAUUUAAGAAAUUUUUUUAAAAAUCAGAAAAUUACACGAAUAAAAAUGAGCCUCAGUAUCGGUUCAUGCAUUUCCAUCUAGUGUCUUUUCUUUGCAUCUAUACCUACGCCUUUUCUUUUGAAACAAAGCUAGAUUCAUAUUCCGCAUGUUAUUUUUAUGCUUUUCUAUUUGACAUUUUAUGAUGAACACUUUCCACAUUACAAAAUAUUUUUCAAAACUAUUGAUGGCCACAUGAUUUUGUUUUAUAGUCAUAACAUGAUUUAUCUGUUCCUUUAUCAUUGAACAUCUUGAUUACCUGUUCCUAUAAGUAAUUCUGGGAGGUAAACAUAUUAUGCCCGUCUUUGAUUAUUUCAUCAGAAUAAAUUCUGAGAAGUGGAGCUAGUGGGUGAAAGGCGUCAUAUUGCAGAGGUGCUCCCAGGCUGAGCACAGCCCAGCACUCCUGGUGUCCACCUUCACUGUGGGCCCUGGGAAUGGCCCUCGUCCACACCCUGCCCAGUGCCUCCGCCUCUGCCCAUCAGAAAAGUUUUAUCUUCAUGUAGGUUCUUACAUUUAUUCUUAAGUUUUUAUGUCUCACUUUUUAUAUUUGCCAUUUCCACACAUUAAAAAUAUUAUUCAUGCUUUUUGGCUAUUUUUUUCUCUUCGUAUGAAUUGUCCAUUUCUUUUAUCCAUAUUCCAUUUGUGUUUUUAUAUACAUUUACAUGUACACAUUAUACGUGUAUAUAUAUAUAUAUAUAUACACACAUAUAUAGCCUUGGCACGUACAUCUGUAAUUGUUACUGCAUUUUCUAUGUACAGAGGUUUUAAAUUCUGUGUAAUGAAGUCUAUUUGAUUUAUUUCCUUUGUAUUUUUCCUUUGUUAGAAAUUCCCUUCUCGAGUGCUUUUUUGGUUCCACAUAUUACCUUUAACUCUUAAAUCCAUCUAUUUGGGAUGUAAAAUCUAAGGUCCCUGUGUCUUGCUGCACUGGCAUUCCUUACCAGUCUGUAGACCUCUUUUCUGUUACUGCUUUGUAAUUCACUUGAAUAUGGGGUAGGACCAGGACCACAUUUUUAGUAGGUUUUUUAAGUUUUUUUAUUUUAUUUUAAUCUAUUCUUUCAGGGAACCAAGGAUUCAUUUUCUCAGAACUCAACUCUUCAUUACCCUGCAGAUCUCAUUGGGAUUUUGAUUAGAACUGACUAGUUUGUGAAGAAUCGAUAUAGGUCUAUAUAAUAUUAAGCCUUCACAUCAAAGAAUGUAGAUGACUCUUCAUUCAAACCUGCCUCUAACCAUCAGAAAAGUUUUAUAGUUUUCUUCAUAUAUUCUUACAUUUGUCCUUAAGUUCAUUCUAAUCUUGUGGGGUUUGUAAAUCUCUGUUGUAAAACACAGGACAACAGGACAACUCCUGGUUGUAAAAAUCCUUUUGCAUAUUUAUUUUAUACCUAGCAGUUUUACCGAGUUAUUCUGGGAGGCACCUAACAGUUCACAGUUUAUUGGGUUUUCUGGUAAACCAUUAUAUUACACAGAAAUAAAAAGUUUGCUUCUCCUUUUAUUAUAGGUAGCCUUUUAUUUUAUUUCUUUUUAAAACCCACGUUGGCCAGCACUUGGAGACAACACUUGGCGGCAGUGGUCACCUGUGGCGGCCUGGGGUGGCUACAGCACACAGUUGUGGCCGAUGAGGCUCAAGGGGAAUCUGCUAGAGAUUUGGGGAAAGUCUUUGCUUUCCUGAUAAAAGAGAAACUGUUCCUUUCUCCCCACCUUCUCCUUCCUGCCUUGAACUUGGAUGUAAUGCUUAGAGGUGUAGUAGCUGUUUCCGACCAUGAGACAAAUGAAGACAAAAUAUGCAAAGUGGAAUGGAUCCUACGAGGAUCCUAGGCCUUGGAUGGCAUUUUGAGCAGCUGUGUUAGCCACUGACCUUUAACUUCCUGAGUUCUUGUUACGUAAGAAAAAUAAAUAGUGUUAAGUCUG